UGUUAGCAUAGCAACCAAUUAACAUUAGCGACCGGUAGCAAACAUUAUCUGGAUGUAAACUUUGGGAACUGCGUUAACAUCAACCGUCCUGACAUCAACGAUGGCGUUGCCGUAUCUUCCUGGCAAUUCUUUUAACAAAAGUUUGGGAAAGACAAAGUUCCACAAAUCUCAUCACUUUGACCAGCUGAACGAUGUGUACAGACUGGUGGGUCACGAGAAGCCAGGUAUUGGAGGUGAACCAUUACUCGGACAGAAACUCAAGCCCAAAAAUACGGUUUUCCCCCGGGGUGAGGGGUCCAACCUGCCAGCGUGGGUGGCGUUUGAUCGCCAGGUCCUCUGCUUCGAUGCAUACUUCCAGGAAGCAGUGCACGAAAAGAGAGAAGAAACCUACAGGAUCCGAAACUGCAAAGUAUAUUUUUAUUUGGAAGACGAUUCGAUCCAAGUUAUUGAGCCCAGAGUGAAAAACAUGGGUCUACCUCAGGGAACGAUAAUCCGGCGCCACCGAAUUCCGAAACCGCCACCAAACGACGAUGAAUUCUACACGGUGGAUGACCUGAACGUUGGGAUCGAGGUCAGCUUCUACUCCAAGGUGUUCAAGCUGACCAACUGUGACCAGUUCACGCAGAACUUCCUGCGCAAGUUGGGCAACAGUGUCGACUUGCCUGAGCAGCCUCCAACCGAUGCCUAUUACCGUUAUAGGCAGGCUAUGGAAGGAAGUAUGCAGCCACUCCGGCCAUAUGAGAAACACGACACGCUCGAACAGUUUCUGAACCACGAUCGCCACGUUCUCCGCUUCUUCUGUUACUGGGACGAUACCGACAGCAUGUUUGGGGAUCCAAGGGAGCUAAUCCUGCACUACUUCCUGGCCGAUGACACGAUUGAGAUUAGAGAAGUGAUCCCCCCGAAUGCAGGUCGCGAUGCAGUUCCAGUGUUUGUACGCAGGGGACCGCUGCCCAAGAACGUGGACGCCUUGAAGCAGCCAGGGGAGAUAACUGACCGAACCGUGCUCAACGUGUUCGGCCCGACUGGCCGUGGAGGACGCUACAUUCUCGACAGUCUCAAGACGGGCGCCGUGCAGCAGGAGUUUUACAAAGACUCCGACCUGACGAUCGGCUCCAUCAUCAACGUGUGGGGCAGGAAGGUGAUGCUCGUCGACUGCGACAACUUCACCAAGGAGUACUACAAAACCAAAUACGGCAUCACGGAAUUCCCUCAGGUUUCCUACAAGCGCGAUGAGGGCGUGAAGAUCAAGCGGGAAUAUCCCCCGUACAAUGGGUUCGGCAGUGAGGAGGACUCGCUCUGUUCGUGCAUGGGUCUGAUGCCGAAACCGCCACGCCGUGACUUCAUCAAGUUCAUGGAGCGCGACCGACAGGGUCUCGACAGCAACGUGUUGCGCUUCCUGGCACGACUCGAGACGGACAAACCCAUUGACAAGGAACGCAGGUUCAUCGUCUCCUACUACAUGUGUGAUGACACAGUGCAGGUCUUCGAACCACCCAUUCGCAAUUCAGGUAUUAUUGGUGGUAAAUUCCUCGAGCGCGGCCGAGUUAAGAAGCCGAACCAGCCUCCAUUUAGUACAGAUAUGUCAGAGUACUACAUGUGUCGUGACCUGUACGUGGGCAGUAAGGUGGAGUUCAACAAACACAAGUUCCUCAUCAUCGAUGCGGAUGAAUACGCCUUCCGCUACAUGGAGAACCACUGUGAAGAGUUCCUGUAUGCCGAUGUUCAGCGUAUUGGGCGACGUAUUGCCGAAAAGGUCGGACAGAAUCCCGAGGACAUUCAGGCUUUCUUCGCCCGGAACGACCCGAGCGGCACGGGCGUGGUUCCGUACGAACAGUUCCGAACGCUUGUCAAGCAGCUGGACGGGAGUCUGAUGGAGCACGAGGUCAUGACCCUGGCUCGUUACUAUAGCGACCAGAAGCGUGAAUACACGCCCGACUGGGAGAAACUGGUCGCAAUCGCACAGGAACAUCUGCGCAAGAGGAACUAUGAGGGUUUUGGAAGUCUCACCGAGAGUUUCAUCUACGAGGACAUGAACAAGUCUGGCUUCUUGAGCACGGAGAUAAUCCGCACCGUGUUCCACUCUCACCAUGUACCACUGCCCGAUGACCUGCUCAGAGCUGCUGUCGAAGUGGCUCCUAGAAAUGAACAAGGUGAAAUUGAUUACGUAGAGUUUGUAAAACAGUUGAACUGGCGAGAUUACCCCGUACCCUGCAUGCCAACUCAGCCAAUCACAGAGGACGCAGACUGGCAGGGAACGCUCCCGAAGUCGCAGGUCACGAACGUCAACUAUAAGGCCAUGUUGUCCGACCUGUUCCAGUCAAGCAAAUAGACAAUUCAGACUGUGUCGUCACUCCCAUGGAUAUUUGCAGGGAUCUCGCUAAUAGAACGUUCCAUUUCCUUGUCUCUCACCAGACGUUUUACUUCUCACCAGAACCAGGAAAAAACUACAUUAACAUUGUAUGGAUUUGUCAAGAAAAAUUAACAAAUCUUUAGCGCCACCACUUCCCACUCCCAUCCCCUAUAACAAAAGAAGGAAAAAAAGAAAAAACUGUUAAAUGUACCCAUACAUCUUCACGCUUUUCCACAUGGUACAGUGUUUCUAGCUGAUAAUAACGUUCACAGACCUUUAAACGCAAUAGUAAUUGAGAUAAUUUUAUUUUUCGCUUUGAAUAUUUAAUUUGUGUACAUCAAGUAUUUUUGUCAUGUUAAUGCUGGUGGUAUCCUGUAACAGCUAAGACAUGACUAUAAAAGUAGGCGAUGUUUUUUUGUUUUUUAUGUGUCGAGACUUCUCACAAUCAUCAGACAGGUACAGCAUUUCCACGAUGGAUUAUUAUAUUUUAUCCCAUUUUGAUGAUAAAGAAGAAUUUGAGACAUGAGUUGGACCCUUUGUACCAUGAAGAACGUGAAACUUGGAUUUCUUUAUUUCAUUUAAAAGUUUCCUUGUGGGUUAUUCUGUUAAUUCUGUAUGACAGUAUAUAUAUAUAUAUAUAGUAUUAAUUAUUAAAAGGUGUACAUAACUGAUAGAAUAUUAGUUUUAGACAGCCUUCGAAAUUCAGAUCAUCUUGUAACAUAAUAAAUUAAGUCAGCUGUCAAAAUUCGCACAAAGCUAUUGCAAAAUUAAUCAUUAUCAAGUAAAUUUAUUUUAUUAUUUUAUCUGAAUCUCGAGGGCUGUUUUUGCAGAUACUAACUUGGAAUGGACAGUACUCAAUUAUGCCAAAAUAUGUUUCAUCCAAUUCAGCAUUAAUUAAUAGCCAAAAGAUAAAAUGCAGAUGUUAUGUAAAUCAAGUUUUAAAAACAUACCAGUAAUGCUUCAUUUUCAAUUGUACAUUCAUAUUUAAGUUGUAUCAUCCAAAGAAAGUGUUUUAAAAAAUAUUCCAUCAUCACUUAUCCAAAUUUGAAAAAUUUCAUUAAAAAAAAAGUGGUAUUAUGGUUUUAAUUUAAUUAUAAUUUUAAACAUCUGUUUGAAGUAUAAAGUGUUAUAAAUUUCUACUUAUUAAAUUUGAAUGUUAGAAUAUAUGAAAUAUAGAGUAUACUGCUUUUGUCUAUUUGCAUACAUUCAGUAUUAUUGUAUAAGUAUUUAUCAGAAGCAGCCGACAGUUAUUGUAAUACAUGUAUAUAUUAUUUAUUUUUCUUCUAUCAAAAACAAAAAUGAAUUGGAAGUAACCGAGUGAAGUGGAAUGAUGAAAUGGUAGUUUUAUUAAAAUUGAAUUUUAAGUGUUUUUAUACAUUAUAUAUAUACCACAUACAUGCUAUAAAAUUACUGAAAUUUCUUUUAAAAAUUAUGGAUUAGAAGAGUAAAUAAAAUCUAAGACUUCUGUUUUACCUUCGUUAUUCAUAAAAUUAAUAUGAAAUAAAACAUUAUAUAAGAGGUUAGAAGCGUAUGUGUAUGUACACACCUACACAUACUUGUGUGUAUUACACAAAAACAAAAGUAAAACAACACCUAUCGUAAAUAAAAACCAAAACCAGUCUGCUGGAUGGAAUUACAAUAUUUUUGUUCCACGGAAACCACAAAGGUCACAGUAUUAGUAACAGAUAAAUAAUAAUGUGCGUUAUUAUGUUGGGACAAUGAAACCAAUUUUUAUUAUUAUCUUACUGCACUGCUGUGUACAUUUUUGUUUUAACAUCGGAAUAUGUGCUUUGUUGAUUUAUCUUCUCUUUUUUUUGUGGUCUGUGAUAGAAAUUUUGUUUUAAAGUAAAGCAUUGUACAAUAAAUUAUUUAUACAAAAGCCGA
This is a messenger RNA of Gigantopelta aegis, 4237 nucleotides long. RefSeq names its product EF-hand domain-containing family member C2-like. The record is from RefSeq and is a predicted model, not a curated record. The transcript is spliced from 10 exons. Gene Ontology annotation, molecular function: calcium ion binding. The coding region runs from base 101 to 2332 and encodes 743 amino acids. Lineage: Eukaryota; Metazoa; Mollusca; Gastropoda; Neomphalida; Peltospiridae. Gene Ontology annotation, cellular component: microtubule. Gene Ontology annotation, biological process: regulation of neuron projection development.